Messenger RNA from Rotaria socialis, 429 nucleotides. NCBI's taxonomy places the organism in Eukaryota, Metazoa, Rotifera, Eurotatoria, Philodinida, Philodinidae. The record is from the annotation of a GenBank genome assembly.
AUGUGGUCUUUAAUGCUAUUCCUAUUAUUGACGAUUACAUCUUCAGAAAUCGAAACUCUUACGUGUUAUCAAUGUUCUAUGAAGUAUUCGAAUGCAGAAUGCAAUGCAAAAAAUUUAACAUAUUAUACUGAAUGUCAACCGACUUUUGAUACAUGUUUAACGCUGGUACUAAAGCCAGAUAAUUUUGAUGAAAUAAUCAUUACAAAAUAUUGUACAAAACGCCAUGCUUGUGAACGGCAACAAAACUAUACACAUUCUGUAACGCCCUGUGACCCGAAUAAUGAAGGUCGAAGUUGGGGUUGUGUUUCGUGUUGUGGAGAUCGAGAUUUAUGUAACUAUGAUGGUUCAAAUCGACUGAUAUCACAUAUGAAUAUAACAAAACUCUUAUUAUUUAGUAUUUUACAUUAUUUCAUUUAUUAUUUGUUUUAA